Molecule: messenger RNA, 1861 nt
Organism: Nicrophorus vespilloides
Lineage: Eukaryota; Metazoa; Arthropoda; Insecta; Coleoptera; Silphidae
Product: zinc finger protein 184-like
Exons: 4
Coding region: 78-1487 (469 amino acids)
Biological process (GO): regulation of transcription by RNA polymerase II
Cellular component (GO): nucleus
Molecular function (GO): DNA-binding transcription factor activity; RNA polymerase II cis-regulatory region sequence-specific DNA binding; zinc ion binding
Source: RefSeq, a predicted model, not a curated record
GUUCACGAUACUGCUGACAUCCAUGUUGUCACGAAGAUAAAGUAGCGAGCGUCUAAAAAGCCCUGGCAAAACGGACAAUGGCAUCAACAACAAUGAAAACAUACAGCCGGAAAAAACCCGGCGAUCAGGAUGAGGUUAUCAUAGAUCUGAACGAGCUGUGCAGACUGUGCAUGGCCAAGGAAGAUGCUCUUGUCCCAAUAUUCAACGAUCAAGAUCCCAUCCCGCUUUCGCUACGUAUAAUGGCUUGCGUCGCACUAGAGGUCUUCGAAGGUGAUGGACUUCCCAAUAAGAUCUGUCAUCCAUGCAAAUACCAAUUGGAAAAGUCUUACACAUUCAGGAAAAAGUGUGAGAAUUCUGACCUGAAGUUGAGACAUCAUCUGAAGGAUAUUCAGGAGAAGCUUGGAAAUGAUAUUGUUAUUUUACCGGACAUGAAACAUGAAAUUUUAACAAUUGAUAAUGAGAUUGACACUGUUGAUUUUGAUGGGGACUUAAAUACUGAAGAGGAUUUGGUUGGCGUCACUCAAGUAACUUAUAUACAACCGGAUCCAGAACCUGAAGAUCCUGAGAGCAUUACGUUGCCUGUGGAUGGUACUAAGGAGGAUUGUACAUUGACUGCACUGCAAAAGGAAACGACAAUUGAAGAUGUGGAAAAUAUUUAUAUGAUAACUGAAGAACAGAAAAUGGAACAUAUUGAAGAUCAGCAGCAACAAGAGGAUGGAAUUAUAGAUGAUCAAGAUUUAGAUGUUAUAGCGGAAGCUGUUAAAAGCACAUUAGCAACACAUCCCAAUUUGAAUCUAACUGGAGAAUUGCAGAUGAAAGUUGAUCAACAACCAGGGAAACCUACGCAGGUUCAAGUAACAACUGAAGACGGAUCUGUGAUCAUAAUGGAACUAUUAACAGAUGAAAGUGAACAAGUGCAGGCCAUGAACAUGAAUGCGCAAGAGUUGAACGAGGAAGGCGAGUUGAAAGUGUUCAAAUGUCCCGACUGUCCGAAAUCCUUCUCGCGUCGGAUACAGUUAAGAAGACACGCCUCGGUCCACAUGCAACAGAGAGGCUUCAGCUGCGGCAUUUGCGAGAAAUGGUUUCCAACCAGAUCUGCUCUCAUCCGUCACGAAAGGAUACACACAGGAGAACGUCCAUUCCAGUGCGAAAUCUGCGAGAAGAGCUUCGCGCAAAAGGAGAUCCUCUACAGACAUCUCAAUACACACACCGGCCUGAAACCUUACACCUGUCCUCACUGCAGCAAAGGAUUCUCGCAGAAGGAACCGCUGCGCGUUCACAUGAAAACGCAUUUAAAUUCGUGCGACAAUGAUGUGCAACUCCAUUACUGCACGCUGUGUCCGAAAGUCUUCUGCCACGCUUCGGGUUUGAGUAGACAUUUACUUACGCACACCGGGAAAAUGUUCAAAUGUCGAGACUGCGACAAGAACUUUACCGAUAAAUCCUCGUUGCGUCGACACCACAGGCAAACGAAUCAUCAGGAGUAAUUUUAGUUAGUUUUAAUUUAUCGCUAAGUGAAACGAUUUUAUUAUUGAUCUUCUUAAAUUAAAUUUAUAGCAUUAUCUAGACUUUUGUGAAGCCGAGCUGCAUUAUAUUUUAAUUUUAAUAUUAUUUUUACACUCUUAUGCAAAAAAAUAAGAGUUUAUUUAUGGAAAUUAAAAUAUAUUUUUAUUUUCUUGAUUAUAGUUUCUAUUAGUUAAAAACGGGGAGGUUUGAAAAACAAUAUUUUUGUAAAUAACAUGAAAAAAAAGAUGAAGAGUAUUAUAAAAUAUAGUAUAUAUAUUGCUUAUUGUUUUGGUGCAACGUAAUAUUCAUGUAUUUCAUUUUACCCACAUACACAAAUUGUUUGUCACAAAUUAUC